This is a messenger RNA of Clunio marinus, 186 nucleotides long. NCBI's taxonomy places the organism in Eukaryota, Metazoa, Arthropoda, Insecta, Diptera, Chironomidae. The record is from the annotation of a GenBank genome assembly.
AUGUUCGGGGUUAUAAGAAAAGUCAAUUGCAGUUUAAAAGAUGAAGUAUUAGUCUUGCAAUUAAUGUUCACAACAGUUCAAUCAGAGAACAAAAUUCUCCGUUUAAACAGGAAAUGGGAAUUGUCGAAAACAGAAGAAAUCAUUGAUGAUAGGAAAGAAUGUUUCGUUGCUUUACUUGAAUCUUAG